GAAGAGCGGCAAAACUUCGAACCAGUUUGUGACGUUUGAAGCAUUGAACGUCAUCUAUCACGUGGUUUCGUAAUUUGAUACAAGCUCCAAAACACUUUUUCGAAACUGUGCGUAUUGGUUUUGCGACACAACCAUCGAUGCGUCAGUGUCAUACGUCCCAUCCCUAAAAAUGAUGCCUGGAGGAACAUCAGCUGCGCAAACAGCUACGGAUGAAGUCCAAAAAAUUUGUGAUGAGAUGAAGCCGCAUGCAGAGAAGAAAGCCGGAAAGAGUUUUGACACCUUCACAGCGAAAUCGUUCAAGACGCAGGUUGUGGCCGGUACAAACUACUUUAUUAAGGUCCAUGUUGGGGGAGAUGACCAUGUUCACCUGCGGGUGUACAAGACGCUUCCUCAUACAGGAGGAACACUGGAUCUGACAGGCCUGCAGGAUUCCAAAUCCCACCAUGAUCCCAUUGAGUAUUUCUGAUUUAAAAGUGAUCUACGUCUUCAAGUAGACCUGAUCCCCUCCAGUGCCUGGUUGUUUCAGUCUGAUUAGUAUGAUUUGUUACAAUAUUAUAUCAGUGAUCAGGUUUUCAUCCUAAUUUGUCUAUGCAGAAAUGUAUAUUAAAAAAAGGUUUCUGCUUCAUAUUCAAACAUGAUUGUGUGUGUAACCAUAUUAGCAGUUUGAUUGGAUGACACGAUUUUUUUGUAACACAGCCAAUAAAAGAAAUUAAAGAACAUUACUUUAAAA
Messenger RNA from Osmerus eperlanus (European smelt), 730 nucleotides. RefSeq names its product cystatin-B-like. Bases 170 to 466 code for a protein of 98 amino acids. The record is from RefSeq and is a predicted model, not a curated record. The transcript is spliced from 3 exons. NCBI's taxonomy places the organism in Eukaryota, Metazoa, Chordata, Actinopteri, Osmeriformes, Osmeridae. Gene Ontology annotation, molecular function: cysteine-type endopeptidase inhibitor activity. Gene Ontology annotation, cellular component: cytosol.